AUGAAAUCAGAAAAUAUGGACAGCUCAACCAGGGAGAUGCGUCCAUAUAACUCCGAUUCCGACGAUUCCAGUGAUCCCGAGUACCACGAAUGUGUUAACGGCCAUUAUAAGCAACUCGUCGCCGCCAUACAGGGCGAGAUGGUGCCCAACGCGGAUGAUCUGGACCGGCGACUUGGACUUCCUUGUCUUAUUCGAGGCAGUCGUUGUCACUACAAGUUUGCAAUAAGCUCUGAGGUAAAGGAAAUCUGCGCAUCACGUCCAGAAUUUGCCCAUGCUCACAAUUCUCGGUUGAUCAUGAGUGAUGUGGCGCGUGAGCCAGAAGAUAUGGAUGACCUCGACAAAACAAAACACCCCUACUGUAUCUGGUACCCUGACUUGGCGAAAGAAGGCACCUAUAGCCAGCUAGUCCAGCGCUUUCCGUCUAUGCGCUACCAGGUUAGACGGUCAUGCGCGGCUGCAGGAUACGCUGGGCUCUUGAGCUAG
Arthroderma uncinatum is the source of this 483-nucleotide messenger RNA. RefSeq lists its product as uncharacterized. The record is from RefSeq and is a predicted model, not a curated record. The transcript has a single exon. The coding region runs from base 1 to 483 and encodes 160 amino acids. Lineage: Eukaryota; Fungi; Ascomycota; Eurotiomycetes; Onygenales; Arthrodermataceae.